This is a messenger RNA of Thunnus maccoyii (southern bluefin tuna), 3311 nucleotides long. Its product is annotated as trichohyalin-like. The record is from RefSeq and is a predicted model, not a curated record. The coding region runs from base 27 to 2990 and encodes 987 amino acids. The transcript has a single exon. Lineage: Eukaryota; Metazoa; Chordata; Actinopteri; Scombriformes; Scombridae.
AAGAUCUUUUAAAUGACAAAAAAGAAAUGGAGCAAAGACUGGAAGAGAAGGAAAAAGAAAUUGAUGAAAGGAAACUGGAGGUCAAACAAAUGAUGGAAAAGCUGCAAGAAAAGGACGAGAAAGAGAAAGAUCUUUUAAAUUACAAGACAGAAAUGGAGCAAAGAUGGGAAGAAAAAGAGCAGGAAGUAGAAGCGAUAAAAGAGAACUUAAAAGAACUUGAGAAAAAACUGCGACACACAGAAGAGGCGAGAGAAAAAGAAAACUUAAAUCACAAGAAGCAGAUGGAGCAGAAACUGCAAGAAAAAGAACGAGCGAUAGAAAAGUUAAAGCAGCACAUAAAGGACGUCGAUGAAAUCUUGGAAAGAAAAGAAGAAGAGAGAGGAGAAAUUAUUCUAAAUCAAAAGAAAGAGGCAGAGCAAAGACUGCAAGACAGAGAAAGAGAGAUGGAGGAGAUGAAAUUCCAGCUCUCAAACGAAAUGGAGAGAAAACUAAAAGAAAAGGAGACUGAGAUUGAAAGUAAUAAACAGCAGGCCGACGCCAGGGAGACGAGAUGGAGGGAGGAGCAGAGAAAAAGGGAUGAGAACGGAGAGAAAGAGAUGAACAAAUUGAUCGAAAUCAUCGACAAGAAAACCAAAGAAAUAACGCAAGCGAAACGUCUUCUUGCGCAGAGAGAAACUGAGAUCGAGGAGGCAAAGACGACAAGUGCAAACUACCUGAAAGAAAUUGAACAGCUGAGAGAAAGCUAUGAAAACCAAAGCUCCAGCAUCAUCGAGAUACAGCAACGUCACACAGAGCAGGAGAGGCAAAAAGAUGCUGAGAUUACGGACAAACUACAGGAGAAAGAAGAGGAGCUUGAUUGCCUGAGGCAGAGAGACAAAGAAAACGAGAAAGAGCUCGUCCAACUGAGGCUCACGAUCGAGCAUGCAAAGUCAGAGCUGAAGGAGCUCACCAUCAGGAUGGAAAAGGAGAUGACCAGCAUGAUUCAGGAGUAUGAAAAGGAGCUAGAAAGAAGAAACGAGAGCAUGGAAUCAGUUGUGAAGGAAAAGGACAGCGCUAUGAGUCGUCUGGAGGAAGAAAGUCGGCAAAGCAUUUUGGAUGUCACUGGGAAAUACGAGGAAAGCCAAAAGAGAGUUGAGGAGCUGCAGGAGCAAAAUGAGAAGAUGAGAAAAGAGGCGGACAAUCUGAGGAUAAAGUGUGAGGAGCUAAAGAAGGAGAGCGAAGAAGAGGUUAGAAAACAUCUCAGGGGUUGUGAAGAACAGGUGAAAAGCGUAGAAUCUGAAAUCCAAGGCGUUCUUGAAGAGAGAGAUCAGGAGGUCAGGGCUUUAAAAGAGGCUAAUGAUGUAUUAAAAGUAGAGAUAGAAGGGUUGAAAGAGAGAGAAGGCGAGGCCGAGAGGCAGAUGAAUGAGCUGAGAGAGCAUUUCCAGAAACAGCUGAUGGAGAAACAAAGCGAGGUCAAAAAGAAAGAUGAGGAAACUGAGGAGGAAUUCUUGAAAAGGGAAAGAGAGGCAGAGGAAAGGGAAAAGGAGCUGAGUAGGCACGAGGAAGAGUUGAGCAAAAGAGGGCAUGAACUCGAGGCGAAAGAGGAAACGCUUGUUGAAAAAGAGGGAAAGCUUGACAGUAAGGAACAAGAACUUCAAAAAUGGGAAGCAGGUCUAAAGAUAAAACAGAAAGAGCUAGAAGAAAAGGAUAAAUACGAGAAAGAUGUGAACAUCAGAGCAGAGAAUGUCCAGAAAAUGGAAAGGGAGCUAGAAAGCUUGCUCGGAGCUCUGGAGGGCAAACAGAAAGAGCUAAGUUCUCACGGUCAAGACCUUCAAAAGAAGGUGAAAGGGCUGAAGGAUCAGGGGAAAGAGCUAAAAGAUAGAGAGUAUUACUUAAGAAAUGAAGAACAGGAGCUGCUCAACUGGAAGUCAGAGUUGCAGAUGCGAAACGAGCACGUGAACUCUACGACGCAGGAGUUAGAUGACAUCAGGCGAGGCAUGGCUUUGCUGAAGGAAGAACUGCAGAGCAGGGAGAGAAAUUUAAAGACGUCGAUUGAAAAAAUGAGAAAAUGGCAGCAGAAUCUUGAAGAUAGAGAGGCAGAGUUGCACAGAAGAGAGCAACAUGAGGUUGACGACGGUGAGAGAGCACGCAAGACGGAUUCUUUUGAUCUGACAGCCACAGUGGACGAUUUGUGUUCAAUGUACGAAGACGUCAGCGUGGAAGACGAGCAAGAGAGGAAGGAAAAGGGGAAAGGAAGAGAGUCAGAUAAAGAUGGAAAGGAAAGGGAGGAUCAGAGGAUGAAAGCAGCUUCAUCAGUUACAGAAAGCGGUAACUGUCACCUAGAAACACUCAAAGGGAUGGAGAUGGCUGGAAAGGAACCGGAAAGUGUAAAGGUCACAAGAGAUUUCAAGGUGUUAUCUUCAAGUCCGGGUCACAGAAGCUCAAACAACACUCUUGGGACUGAUUUGAGGGUGGUGGUGUUAGGGGAGAGCUGGUCAUCUCACUCCCCAGCUGGAGUUACCAUCCUGGGCGGAGAGGUGUCCAAACUCAACGGGUCUACAUUCAGGCCUUGGAGAGGUCAGAUAGCUGGACGGCGCCUUGCUGUCGCAGAACCGCUCGGUUUGAAGUGGCGAGAUGGACCAGAUCCAACCGACACGGCGCAAAGGAAAAGCAUUCUCGAUUGUAUCUCCUGGUGUCGCCCAGGACCUCACGUUGUCCUCCUGCUCAUGCCGGCCUUCUUGACCUGCACAAAGAAAUACAGGACAGCAGUGGAGGAACACAUGAGUUUGUUGGGGGAAGAGAUCUGGCAGCGCACACUGGUGCUGUUCACAUGGGGGGAAACUUUUGGGACAAACGCAGAUCAGCACAUUGAGAGGAACGGGGAGCUAAUUGAACUCGUAAAGAGAUGCGGGGGCAGGUAUCACGUGCUAACCAGUAAGAAAAGCAACUCUGUGACUGAGGGAUUAUUUGAGAAGAUGGAGGAUAUAGUGACUCUGAACAGCGAAGAGUAGCUUUAAGUGUAAAAAGAUUGUAUGAAUUUUCAUGUAAGAUAAUGUUUUUCAUCCUGUUAUGUGAACAUUUUUAAAUAAAUUUAACCAGUGGUGGAAGAAGUACUUAUGUCCUUUAUUUAAGCAAAAGUACCAAUACCACAAUGUAGAUAUACAAGUGAAAGUACUGUAUUUUAAAUCCUACUUAAAUGAAAGGACAGAAGUAUUUUAGGUCAGUUGCUCCCAAUCUUAGGAGCCACGAGAUGAUUAAUGGAGUAGGAAAAAUAUAAAACAAAGUCCUUCUACACAAAUUUAUGUUUAACUUUUGUGAAAUACUGAAGAGUU